Molecule: messenger RNA, 4716 nt
Organism: Cutaneotrichosporon cavernicola
Lineage: Eukaryota; Fungi; Basidiomycota; Tremellomycetes; Trichosporonales; Trichosporonaceae
Gene: GCN2
Exons: 20
Coding region: 1-4716 (1571 amino acids)
Biological process (GO): DNA damage checkpoint signaling; regulation of translational initiation by eIF2 alpha phosphorylation; negative regulation of cytoplasmic translational initiation in response to stress
Cellular component (GO): cytoplasm; cytosol; nucleus
Molecular function (GO): eukaryotic translation initiation factor 2alpha kinase activity; protein binding; ATP binding
Source: RefSeq, a predicted model, not a curated record
AUGCCUGAGCCCAACAAGCUCGCUCAGGAAGAGGAGCUCGCCAUUCUCCGCUCCAUAUUUGGAGACGACUGGAAAGACAUCCCACCCAAGAAGACAGCAUGGGGCACUGAGAGCGAACAAGGGUGGUGGGAGGUUGCGCUUCGCGGAAACGAGGAGCCGCGCGUACGGAUCAGGUUGAAGGGUCGCUUCCCCAAGAACUACCCCGCCACAGCCCCACCAUUACUCUACUUACUUGAACCCAUCAAACUCACCGCCGAACAUGUCCGCAAGCUCCAGCGUGCCCUCGACGAGAAGGCCAAGUCCUUCGUCGGUGGGCCCGCCUACAUAUUUGACCUGACCGACUUCAUCUCUUUGUGGAUGGACAAGAACCACGUCCCGCUGCCCAAGCCAGGCGAGCCAGAACCGACACUGAUGGAGGAGAUGGCUAUCCGAGAAGAAGCGCAGCGUGCUGCCGAGGAGGCACAGAAGCAGUCGGAACGAGAACAUCGGCUGGCAGCAGAAGCAGAACAGAAGCGCGUCCUAAACGAGCGCAUCCAGCUCGACGCGUCGCGCAAAGAAGAACGCGUGCGCCAGGCUCUCAUCGAUCAGAACCGCAGGCAACGGGAAGAGCGCGUGUCGGCCCUGGCGGAUGGAGAGUUUGAGAUGCGCGAGCUCGUUCUCAAAGAGCCAAUCUCCGUCGACGGUUACCAAGGCAAGUGGGCCAAGUGGUCCGUAUUCGCUGGCCGCCGCGAACAACUGUGGACAUCGUACACCGCCGAGCCCGUGUCCGCUGACAAGGACCCCAAUUUCGCCAAAGUGUCCACGCCUACCGUCACUGUCCAGGUUGUCGAUUUCACCAACCGCUACUACAACGGCGCCCACGGCCAGAAACGGAUCGACACGCUCAUCAGCGAGUUAUCUCGUCUCAUGGAAGUGCGCUCACCGCACGUCGCCCGCGUCUUUGCCGUCGAGAAGACCAAGAGCCACAAGGGAUGGGAGCGUCUCAUUGUAGUCGUCGAGCGUGUCCCAGAGGCGGGCCGGUUGCGGACGUGGUUGCCUAAGGAUGGGUUCGGGGAGGACCUGGCGAAGGAGUACAUGAUCCAGAUCCUCGAAGGAUUGUCAGAGUGCCACAAUGCUUACUCCAUGCAGAAGCAACUGGACUGUGAUCUCGUCCUCUUGAGCGCUGGCGACGACGACGACAUUCGCGUCAAGAUCUCCGGGACUGGAUACGCCAAAAGGUGGUCUCCAGACGAGAUCGAUGCGCCUUACACGUAUACGCCCAAGCGGGACAUUUGGCAAGCGGGCCUGGUCCUGCUGCAGAUGCUCUUCGGCCGGAACUGCUUGUGGACAUACCAUGACUUACCAACACUCCUCCAACAUGCACCCGGCGGAGUCUCGACCUCGGUGGCGGAUUUGUUGAAGGGGAUGAUACAACCUGUGACCCGGCGACGGUUUACGGCUGACGAGGCGUUGAAGCGGCUACGUGCAGUCGGGGAGGAGACCACUACCCGUCCACCCCGUUCGCUGCCAAUGAGCCAAACUGCUUCCGGCACCGGGAUCGUGUCCACCGCUUCCAGCUUUCAUCCUGAUUUGUUUAGCAAGUCACCGGGACAAGGCAGUUUCUACUACCCGCCUGUGCCCGCAGGCUCCUUGCGUUAUUCACGCUACCGUCAAGACUUUGAGGAGGUCGAGUUUCUUGGUAAAGGGGGUUUCGGCGAAGUCGUCAAAGCGCGGAACAAGCUGGAUGGCCGUCCCUACGCGAUCAAGAAGGUCAAGCUUAGUCCCGAGGAUGAUGUCCAUCGCGUUCUCCGAGAGGUCAACGCCCUGUCGCGCGUCAGCCAUCAGUACAUCGUACGAUACUACAGCUGUUGGCUUGAAGAUGUUGGGCUAUCAGACGGGCCGGAUGGUGAUGACUCAUCGGCCAUCCAGUCGUCUGUCAACUCGUCCGCCGUCAAUUCGUCCAACGCGUCGUCCGAGAGCGACAUCUUUGCUGUCAAGUUUGACGACUUUGACAAGUCCAUAUCGCGACGAGACCUCUCGAAGAGCGCUUCCUUCCCGCGUAUCCGCUUCGCUGACGACGAUGAUGACGAUGACGAUGAUGACGAGGAGAAUGGUGACGGCGAGAUCAGCGACGAUGACAGCGACAGCGACAGCAGCGGGUGGGCGAGUGAGCACACGGUGGCCGACCCCUCAGCCUCGGUACCCAGGCAGACACGGACGCAGCCGCUUGCUAUCUCCAAGCCCUCGACCAAGUACUCAACUUCGUACACAGGAACCACCGACAAUGACGACUCGGUCCAGAGAAUCCUCUACAUUCAGAUGGAGUUCGUGGAGAAGCAGACUCUCAGAGAGGCGAUCAGCGCUGGCCUCAAUGAGGACGAGUGCUGGCGCCUGCUGGUCCAGAUGCUUCAAGCCCUGGCACACAUGUCGACGUCGGGCAUCGUCCAUCGCGACCUGAAGCCAUCCAACAUUCUUUUAGACGCUAACGGGAAUGUCAAGAUUGCGGAUUUCGGCCUCUCCACGACGGAUCUGCCCGCGGCAGACUUACCUAUUGGCCAGAUGGAGCUGUCCACUGAGGAUGUCGAUCGCACCUCAAACAUCGGCACGAGCUCGUACAUUGCGCCCGAGGCCGACAUGUACUCUCUUGGCGUCAUAUUCUUUGAGAUGUGCUAUGCCUUCAAAACUGGCAUGGAACGCGUUAACGUGCUCGGUGCACUCCGUUCCAAAGACGUGGUCUUCCCAGAUGAGUGGCCUCCCAGCAAGAUGCCCAAGCAGCGCGAGAUCAUCUCGUUGCUGAUGUGCCACGACCCAUCCAUGCGCCCUCAAGCAACGCAGUUGCUUAGCGGUCCGCUAGUGCCCACGAUCAACAUGGGCGAGCAGUUCUACGACAGCGUCAUUGCCGAAAUCACCAACCCGCGCUCAGAGAAAUACCCCGCACUGAUCGAUGCCCUGUUCGAGACGGACGCCAAGUCCAAGUACCACAUGGACAACCGUACCGAGGACUACACGUACGACAACGAGCACGACGAUACCCUCUUCUCGUGGCAGACUGUUGUCAAUGGCCGGAUCAAGAAGUUGUUCCGUCGCCAUGGUGCCAUGGAGGUGUACCUCCCGCUGCUGCUGCCGGAAACGACCCUUCUCAAACCCUAUCCAGAACGCUCCCCAGUGCGACUGCUCGACUCGGGCGGCAGGUUUGUGAGGCUACCGUCGUCCAAUCUCGUUGGCAUGGCUCGUUCCACUUCACGCCAGAGGAUUGAACGUAUCAAGCGCUAUGCCGCCACUCAGCGCUAUACCGAGCUCCCAGCAGGAGGCCAGCCCGGCACGCACACUGAGCUGUGCCACGAGAGCAUUCUCGCCGCGCUGCUCUCUACUUGCCCAUCCCAAAUGCGCUCCAAAGUCCUCAAGGCUUUCAAGGGACCUGCGACUGGUGUCGCGUUUGGUCACUCACGGCCGUCGCUUUCAUCGAUCUCAGGGCUUCCCUCUAACUGCAUUUACGAUAUCGAAAAGGUCAGCCCCGUGGAUGAGUUUGACGCCGUCAAGGAGGUGCUGGAGGAAACGUAUCCGCAGUUGAGGCGCAAGUUUGCCUUCGCUUUUGAAGAGAUUCAGACCACGAUCCGCCUCGCUCGCUCCAGUGGCGUGAAGCGUAAGAUUCUCUUCAGACCCACUCUGUCCAAACACUGCGAGUAUUACCGUGGUGGUAUUAUGUUCGAGUGCGUGCGCAACAGCAAGCACAGUGAGGUCCUUGGGUACGGUGGACGUCAUGACUCGUUGCUCGACCACUUCAAGGACCCAGGAAUCAUCUCCCGGCCGGUGCACGGCGUCAACCUCUCCAUCGCCUCUGACAUGCUUACUCGCAUGGUACGCAAGCAGGAGCUUGCCAACGCCAAAGAUCUGUUGUCCAAGAAGAAGAAUGCAGACGAACGGUCGUUUGGCGUCUGGGCACCGAAUCGCUGCGAUGUUUACGUCUCGUCAACCUCAGCAGUCACCAUCGGCGAGCGCCUCGCGAUGUGCGGACAGCUCUGGCGAGCGGGGAUUAGAGCCGACCUGCAGUACGACGAUGGCCGCACGCUUCAGCAAGUGAUCGAGGAGUGCAUGGACCAGAGUAUCCUCUACGUCGUCAUCAUCCGAGGCCACAGGGACGAAGCCAAAGUGAUCCGUGUCCUGACUGGCAAGAACUCGGAAGAGUCAGUCUCCGAGGAUAAGCUCGUCGGGUGGCUCCGGGCCGCUAUCGACGGCCAGCGCCGCAUCGACCAGGCGUAUGCCGAUGGUACGACUCCGAUAGUCAAGAACCAGGCCAAGGAGGCGCAGGAACAGCAGCUCACAACACGCGUGACCAACGUGGAAAUCAACCUUGUCCUGCCGCCCGAGCCGUUCACCACACGUGGCGUCAAGAACAAGGCUACUCGCAAGUACCGUCACGGCACCAAAUCGGUGUACUAUGAGAAGGCGGACGAAUUCGCGGCUAGCGUCAAGUCUACACUGCCGGUCAUCGGUGUCGACCUUGCUCCCGACUUGCUGUCAACAAUGGCCUUGGAGACAGCGUGGAUCACGGACGACGAGGCGUGGCGCACCCUCACGCAGCCUGCCCUCCCAAACUCGGAGCGCGGGUAUGCCGCAGAGGUGCGCCGUGCCGUUGUCGAACACGCCAAGAGCACGGGUGGCUGCGUUUGGCUGUUCUCUGUGCGCGAUGCGCGGGGGUUCCUCCUGCAGCUCCCGGCUGCGCCCAACCAUCGAUAG